AAAUACCUUUACAUCUUAAAAAAACUUUUCUCUCUAACUCUCUCACUCUCCGUCGUUAACCCCGACCCAGAACCCAUACCAUCGAACACAUAGACCCAAAACCCCGGUUGUAAGGUCUCGCCAUCGUCUUCUCUCACGACUUCUCUCAUUUUUUGCAUUUUUUUUCUUCUGGUUUACCAGUUUUUUGUAAUAUUUUGUGAUGUUUAACGAUGUAUUUACAAUGAUAGAACAAAUCUGAGAUUAUAGAGAUGAAGUUUAGCAAUAAUUUGCGAUAUUUGACGAUAUUUUGCAUAUUUAGCGAUGUAUUUGUGAUAUGAGACUAAAAAAUACACAAGACAUCGCUAAUCAUCGUGAAAAUUUGAGUAUGAAUUAGCGACAUUUAACGAUGUGCUUAGCGAUAUUAGGAAUUGGAGACAUUUAGCGAUGUUUCAUGAUUUUGCGAUAUUUUACGACAUCGUUAAAAACCAAAAAAAAAAAAUACAGAAAACAAGCGAGUUGAGAACUCCGGGUAGGGAUUUCGGGGGUUUUGGAUUUCACGAUUUCUCUUUGUGGUUUUGCGAUAUCCUCCUCAGUUUUAUUCUACGUUUCAUCUUCGAAGUGGGUUUCGCCGGAGGUGUUGCGGUGGUUGUAAGUUUGGUCUGGGUUUAGUUCGGUCUGAUUCUGUGGUCAUGGGUUUGGUGGGAGUUAGAGAGAGAGGAGAGGGUCGAGAGAAAGAAGGAAGGUAUAAGAACGGUAUUUUGGGAUUUAAUUAAUUUUAGAGUAUUAAAUUCCUAUGCAUUUUAAUAUGUUAUACUAAAAGAUCAUGGAUAAUUUGAAUUGUCAAAUUUUCCUUUCCUUUUUAAAUCUUUUAAAAAACUAUUUGCACAUAUUUUACUUUUACUAUUUUCAAUUUCAAAUGCAAGCGAGAAGAUUUAUAUACAAUAUUACUCUGCAUUUUGUUUUUAAAAAUGUUCCAUCAACUUCUGUAUCAACUUCUCACCUAAGGUUGAUAAAUUUAUAUAUUUUUUAAUUUUAUUUAUCUACUCUAUUUUUGUGUGGAGGUAUUCAUUUUCAACAUGAAAAAACAAAAUUGAAGGUAAAUUAUUUUGUUUUGCUUAAUUUAUUAGAAAAAUAUUAUAUUGGUAUAAAUUGCACCAUAUUUAUAAUAUAUAUAUUGUUGGAACUUUGUGAAAUGUUAAAAAAUGAUGUGUGUGAGUAGGAGUCCCACAUAGGAUAGAAACAUUUUAUUUGAAGUGUAUAACUAGUGCAAGUUUGAGAUAUGGGUUUGGGCCCCAAGUGGUAUCCAGUUUUGCGCGCAUGGGUGAGGACUCACACACCGGACCACCACACACGCGCGCGCCGCCGUCCGUCCGACGGAGCGGGUGUGGUGUCACCUUAUUUUUUGGAGAAAAUUUAUUUCUUAAAUUAUUAUUUAUUUAAUUAAUUAAAACAAUUUUCUUUUUUUUUAAAUAAAAACGUGUUUGAUUAAUUAGUAAACAGAGAUGCUUCCUGAUUUAUAGCAUCUUCCUGAUUUCAAUUUUGCGUGCAUGGGUGAGGACUCACACACCGGACCACCACACAUGCGCUCGCCGCCGCCGCCGCCCGUCCAACGGAGCGGGUGUGGUGUCACCUUAUUUUUUGGAGAAAAUUUAUUUCUUAAAUUAUUAUUUAUUUAAUUAAUUAAAACAGUUUUCUUUUUUUAAAUAAAAACGUGUUUGAUUAAUUAGUAAACAGAGAUGCUUCCUGAUUUAUAGCAUCUUCCUGAUUUCAGUUUUGCGUGCAUGGGUGAGGACUCACACACCGGACCACCACACCCGCGCGCGCCGCCGCCGUCCGUCCGACGGAGCGGGUGUGGUGUCACCUUAUUUUUUGGAGAAAAUUUAUUUCUUAAAUUAUUAUUUAUUUAAUUAAUUAAAACAAUUUUCUUUUUUUAAAUAAAAACGUGUUUGAUUAAUUAGUAAACAGAGAUGCUUCCUGAUUUAUAGCAUCUUCCUGAUUUCAAUUUUGCGUGCAUGGGUGAGGACUCACACACCGGACCACCACACGCGCGCGCCGCCGCCGCCGCCCGUCCAACGGAGCGGGUGUGGUGUCACCUUAUUUUUUGGAGAAAAUUUAUUUCUUAAAUUAUUAUUUAUUUAAUUAAUUAAAACAGUUUUCUUUUUUUAAAUAAAAACGUGUUUGAUUAAUUAGUAAACAGAGAUGCUUCCUGAUUUAUAGCAUCUUCCUGAUUUCAAUUUUGCGUGCAUGGGUGAGGACUCACACACCGGACCACCACACACGCGCGCGCCGCCGUCCGUCCGUCCGACGGAGCGGGUGUGGUGUCACCUUAUUUUUUGGAGAAAAUUUAUUUCUUAAAUUAUUAUUUAUUUAAUUAAUUAAAAUAAUUUUCUUUUUUUAAAUAAAAACGUGUUUGAUUAAUUAGUAAACAGAGAUGCUUCCUGAUUUAUAGCAUCUUCCUGAUUUCAAUUUUGCGUGCAUGGGUGAGGACUCACACACCGGACCACCACACACGCGCGCGCCGCCGCCGCCGCCCGUCCAACGGAGCGGGUGUGGUGUCACCUUAUUUUUUGGAGAAAAUUUAUUUCUUAAAUUAUUAUUUAUUUAAUUAAUUAAAACAGUUUUCUUUUUUUAAAUAAAAACGUGUUUGAUUAAUUAGUAAACAGAGAUGCUUCCUGAUUUAUAGCAUCUUCCUGAUUUCAGUUUUGCGUGCAUGGGUGAGGACUCACACACCGGACCACCACACGCGCGCGCCGCCGCCGCCGUCCGUCCGACCGAGGGGGUGUGGUGUCACCUUAUUUUUUGGAGAAAAUUUAUUUCUUAAAUUAUUAUUUAUUUAAUUAAUUAAAACAGUUUUCUUUUUUUUAAAUAAAAACGUGUUUGAUUAAUUAGUAUACAGAGAUGUAUCCUGAUUUAUAGCAUCUUCCUGAUUUUUUGCAUCGUUUACAUGAUCCCAUGUUCCAACGUUCCCAUCCAGUAACGUAUUUCUUCCCGUUACUACUAUCAGCGCAUUGCCUAUAUAAUGCGACUGAACAUUGGGAGAAAAACACAACUUUUUAUUCUGAAAAAAAAUUACGAUAUAUACACACUGCUAUAUUAUAUAUUUAUAUUUAUAUUUUCGCUUCGAGCAGUAGUCGGUUUUGGGUGUUUAAUUUCGACGGUUCUCUAUCGUGCAAUAGAGUUCCGAUACAGUGUGUUUGAUUAAUUAGUAAACAGAGAUGCUUCCUGAUUUAUAGCAUCUUCCUGAUUUUAGUUUUGCGUGCAUGGGUGAGGACUCACACACUGGACCACCACACACGCGCGCGCCGCCGCCGCCGUCCGUCCGACCGAGCGGGUGUGGUGUCACCUUAUUUUUUGGAGAAAAUUUAUUUCUUAAAUUAUUAUUUAUUUAAUUAAUUAAAACAGUUUUCUUUUUUUUUUUUAAAUAAAAACGUGUUUGAUUAAUUAGUAAACAGAGAUGCUUCCUGAGUUAUAGCAUCUUCCUGAUUUUUUGCAUCGUUUACAUGAUCCUAUGUUCCAACGUUUCCAUCCACUAACGUAUUUCUUCCCGUUACUACUAUCAGCGCAUUGCCUAUAUAAUGCAACUGAACAUUGGGAGAAAAACACAACUUUUCAUUCUAAAAAAAUUAUACGAUAUAUACACACUACUAUAUUAUAUAUUUAUAUUUAUAUUUUCACUUCGAGCAGUAGUCGGUUUUGGGUGUUUAAUUUCGACGGUUUUCUAUUGUGCAAUAGAGUUCCGAUACAGUGUGUUCGACUGGGCUGUUUUAUCCUGGGGACGACGAGGCUAAUAGUCUGCUUGCACAAAUCUGGACAGUGCCGCGAACGUCUUAAAGAGAGCGACCUAGUCCGCGACUCAACCCAGAUUCUAUUUCGGUAACUUCGUUCCUUUUAUUUUCUGCAACAACUAGUUUCUAACAUAUAUAAUUGUUUGUUUAUUGUAUAACAUGUUUAAUAUUUCUAUGUGGGAAUCAAUACAAUUUUUAAAAUUGGAUAGUUACAACUAACACACCUAAGUUAUGAGUAAUUUGUGAAUCUUUACAGUAUUAUUAUUAUUAUAUUUUAAGAAAAAUAACCUCAACAAAAGAUCUAAAUUAAUUAGGCUUUAAUUUUCAUUAUGUGGUGGGUCUCCAAUUAUGUUUUUGGCUUGGCUAUGUCAAUGUAGAAGUCGAAAAACCAAAUGGAUUUCCAAAUUGUGUUUAAGUUGUUGAACAUUUGGCGGUUUAUAGUUAAAUCUUAUAAGAUAUUUAUUUAGUUUGUAAUAAUCUUAAUGUUUUUAAAUUUUUAUUUUGUAAUUGCUCAAAAUCUUGCUAAAUUAGCUCUUUCUCUUGAUGAUGAGAGGGUUUGGUGGGAUUACUCAAAUUGAUGUAAGUCUUUGGGCUUGGAUUUGACUUAGGCCUAAUGAGAAGUUUUUUUUCAUUCAAAUAAAAAAAAACAAGUGAAAAUUUUGGAUAUAUGUAAUUAUAUCAAAAGGGGAAAAUGUUUAAUACAUGCAUAUCCAUUUCUUGUACUUGGAAUGCAUAUAAUAAGAUAAGACAUAAAUAGCAUGAGAUAUUGUUCCUAACAAAUACAAAAUUAAAUAAGAAAUGAAUCUGAGAGUUAAUCACCUUGAGAAAUUACCUGAAGAAGAUUGAAUUUUGAGUCUCUUUCCAUUCCAUAUGAUAUAAUUAUGAAUUAAUGUAAUGGAUAGAAUUUAGUUAAUACAUAUAAAAAGCCACCUUCAUGCUCCAUUUUGAUAUAAAAAUCCAUACAAUUUCUCAAAUUAAUAUCUUAAUUGCAGAAACCAUGGUAUACACUAUUUUCUGUAAAACAAAACAAGAUUUUUUUUUUUUGACAUUUUAACAUUUUUUACUUAUUAUUUUCUUGUGAGCAGGGUCAGUUUGGUGUUAUUAUAUGCAUAGUGAUCACACUGGUUUGCACAAUACCAAACUACACUACUAUGGCCACUUCAAGUAAUGUAGCAAACAUUUUGAAUUAUGGAGCUGUUGGGGAUGGUAUUAGAGACGACAGUUUGGUAUAUAUAUACAUAUAUUUCUUCUAUAUCAUCAUCACUAUUCAUAUAGAUUUUCUUAUUUGGUUUUGUGGAAUAUAAUGUAGGCAUUUAUAAAAGCAUGGAAUGCCACAUGUAAUUCAAUGGCAGAGUAUUCUACCUUGUUGGUUCCAUCAGGCCAUACAUAUCUGGUCCAACCCCUCUCUUUUAAUGGCCCCUGCAAGUCCCCUAAUCUCUUUUUUCAGGUAGAAGGAGGGAUUGUAGCACCAAAGAGUCCUAAUGAAUGGAACACAAAGAAUAAGGAUUUGAUAUCAUUUGUUGAAGUUGUUGGGCUCUCUCUAAAUGCCACAGCCACUAUUGAUGGCCGUGGUAAACCAUGGUGGGAUGCCUCUUGUAGAGACCACCCUAAGUUACAGGGCUGCUUCGGCAGAAUGCCAACGACAGUGGUAUUCUUACAUUGUACAAGAGUUAAAGUGGUACGAUUAUUGGUGGUUAACAGUCCACAAACUCAUAUACUUGUGUGGAAUAGUGAUAGUGUUGAAUUGAACUACUUGUCUGUAAAUUCUCCUGCUAAUAGUCCCAACACUGAUGGCCUUCACAUUCAAGCUUCAACUAAUGUCUCAAUUCACCACUCUAUUAUCAAAUCUGGUGAUGAUUGUGUCUCAAUUGGUGAUCAGUCUUCUCAUAUUUCGAUUAUCAACUUAAUUUGUGGCCCUGGUCAUGGCGUAAGUAUUGGAAGUUUGGGCAAAGAUGGAAGCGUAGCCAAUGUAAGCAACAUAAAAGUGCAUCGAGUUAAGUUCUUUGGCACAUCCAAUGGUGUCCGUAUUAAAACAUACCAGGUUGGAAAAGGGAUUGUUCAACACGUUGAGUUUCGCAAUCUAACAUUCUACGACGUUCAAAAUCCAAUCGUAAUUGACCAACACUAUUGUUUCGAUCCAAAUGGCUGUCAUGACUUGGCUACUGCUGUUCAUAUAGACAAUAUUAUUUAUAGUGGAGCAAAGGGGACAUCAGCUUCUGAAGUGGCUUUGAAUUUGAAUUGUAGUAAAACAGUGGCUUGUACUAAUAUUAAGUUGGAAGAUAUUCAAAUAACACCAUCGAAACAACUAAAGAGUGUUGAGUCUAGUUGCAACAAUGCUCAUGGUGUCACUACUGGAAUUGUCAAACCAGCUUCUUGCCUUUAAGAGAAAUGAUAAAGACAUUAGUGGUGUCUACCACCUUCCUACGUGUAUUGGAUUUCAUAAUUUAAUGUAACAACUUUUUAGAAGUAUUGUUAAUCGAUUACAAGAUGACACAUUUAGAAGGUUCUAGACACUAUUGGUACUUAAUAGUAAUGCUCUGUUUUUAGAGAUGAUCCAAUAUUGUAUUCUAUUCUUAUACUAAUAAAUAAUUCGUACUUCGCGACGGUUGUUUAAUUCUGUUUAAAUUUAUUGAUAGAGACAUAAGACAUUUGAAUCUUACAUGUUUUUUUAAUUAAUUUUAGUGAUAUUAAUUCAUAAAUUUGGUUAUAUAAAUAUGAUAAAGUAAUUUUUAAUAUUUUUUAUUAUUUAUAUACUAAUUUAUUUAUAUGAAUGUUUGAUCUGUUUUUUUUUUACCAGUUAUUCAAAUAAUAUUAAUACAUGUUUAAAGUAUAUAUGCUCAUAAGAUUAUAUCGGUUUUUGCACUAUUUUUUUUUUUUUUAUGGUUUUGAUGUCUUUUAAUGUUUUUGUGUAUUUCAUGACUUUGUUGCUAUUUAUUAUAGCUUGUUCCUAUUUGUUUAAAGUAAUUUUAUAGUAUGGUCAAUGGAUAAGAGAAGUGAUCCAUUUUGUGCUCACAAUUUUUACUUAUAAAAUAAAAAUAAAAUAUGUUUUAAAUAUUAAGACAAAAAAUUAAAAUAAAAAAUUAUAUGAAAUUUGAUCAAAAAAAUAAUAUGAAAAAAAAUCCAAAAGAUAUUAAAAGUAAUUUUUAAAAAUUAAUUAAGUUAAUUAUUUCUUAAUAUUAGGGUGCACUUCUAAUUUUAUAGAGUG
Molecule: messenger RNA, 6969 nt
Organism: Cannabis sativa
Lineage: Eukaryota; Viridiplantae; Streptophyta; Magnoliopsida; Rosales; Cannabaceae
Product: probable polygalacturonase At1g80170
Exons: 8
Coding region: 5110-6147 (345 amino acids)
Biological process (GO): carbohydrate metabolic process
Molecular function (GO): polygalacturonase activity
Source: RefSeq, a predicted model, not a curated record